This is a messenger RNA of Paramecium sonneborni, 840 nucleotides long. The record is from the annotation of a GenBank genome assembly. Lineage: Eukaryota; Ciliophora; Oligohymenophorea; Peniculida; Parameciidae.
AUGAUUGUAUCGAAGUAAAAUUUUAAUUGGAGUUUUUUUAGUUUGAUAUCAGGAUUUGGACUUUUUUUAGAAAAAUUAACAAUAAUUAUUAAAUUAAUGGGAAUUUAACAUAGUUGUUAUAUGAGAGAGUGUUCAAAUAUGGGAUAAAAUCAUGAUUCUGAAGUGCAGGUGAUCUAGAGUUAAUAGAAUUUAAAUCUAAAACGUCAAUUAACAAUUGAAAACUAAACAUUAAAGACAACAUAGAAAGAAACAAUUUAAUUUAUUGAUAUAGAUAACUCAUUGGAAAUGUUGGAUGAGAAUUAAUCAAGUAAUUUAGAAAACAAUCCAGUACCAGCAUUUGUCUAAAAUAAAUAAUUGCAUCAAUUUAUGAUUCCAAAGAGGGAAAAUCGAUUUAUGUAAGAUAUUGAGUGUGAAGUUAAAGCUAAGAUAUAGAAAAUGUAAUUAUUUAAAAAAAAUAAUAGAUAAAUGUAGGAAAAAUUUGAAGCUUUGUAAUCUUUUUAUUCUGAAUAAAAUCAUUAAUAAUAUCCAUCAAAAUCUUAAGAGUGUUCUUCCAAAUUUCCAAACUAAAAUGAAACAAAUAGCAAUUUGAAUUGGAACCAUAGUUCAUGUUUAGGGAUUGAAAAAUUAUAAAGUACUUAAUUAGAAUGUAUUACUGUACCACAAAAAGAGACGAGAGGAAUAUUAAAAAGUGAUUCAUAAUAAAAAUAAUCUUAAUCUGCAGAUGCAAAAUCUGGGAAAGAAACUAAUAAGAAAAGAAGAGUUCACUUUUCUUAGGAUACAAAAUUCAAGAGUGAGGAUACUUAGUUAUUUUUUAAAUGGAGAAACUUAAGAAAUAUUUGA